Messenger RNA from Nanorana parkeri, 2235 nucleotides. It is a transcript of the gene PREPL, whose product is annotated as prolyl endopeptidase-like. Bases 1 to 2235 code for a protein of 744 amino acids. Gene Ontology annotation, cellular component: cytoskeleton; Golgi apparatus. The record is from RefSeq and is a predicted model, not a curated record. The transcript has 15 exons. Lineage: Eukaryota; Metazoa; Chordata; Amphibia; Anura; Dicroglossidae. Gene Ontology annotation, molecular function: serine-type endopeptidase activity. Gene Ontology annotation, biological process: proteolysis.
AUGAAAGCUCGGCGCAGUGAGACGUCAUUGCUGUGCGCCAGGCGGCAUACCCACGUGUGGUGUGUACCGGUGGAGCGUUCUGUGACAGGGCUGUUUCAGCAUCGGUUCGGAAGGGCAGCCGGGCACAUUACUGGCUUCCUGCGACUAGCAGCGGUGUUGCAUCUUGGGAACUGGUCACAACUGAAAACUGUUCAAAAGAAACUUUGUCUGGCAUCUUUUACAAACCUCUACACGCAAUACUUAGGGAUUCGACCCUACAGGAGUCAGCUCCCCUAUCAAGCUCUUUUAGAUUCAGAGAGAAAACAAUGGCAGAUGUCAUCUAUGAAAUACAAAGAUUUAGCUGCGAUUUUCAAGAAGCGACUCGACAAUAUUCACCUCACUAGUCUCGUGAGAGCAGAGCAGGAGAUGAUUACUCGCGGGGAUUAUGGGUAUUUUGAAGAGGACAACUGUGUAUAUCGCUUUCUUAAAACUGCAGGUGAAGGGAGCCUAGAGCUAUUGUUUUCUCCUGAAGAUGUAGGGCUGCAUAGAAGCUUGGUUCAACGCAUUCGGGUUUCAUCCCAGCAAACCUUUUUGGCAGUUGCCUUGAAAGACUUUGACCACGAAGACUCAAAAUGCUAUGUUGUAAAUCUGGAAAGCACUCCAGAAUUGGUACACAUUAUUUCCAAUAUUUUCAGUUUUGAGUGGGUUAAUGACCAUGUUCUGUUUCACUCGAGACUGGAGAACCUUCAGUGCCGUUCUGUGUAUAUGACAGAUAUACGCAAUAGAAGAACUACUAAGCUUGUUUACAUGGAACAGGAUCCCAGGUUUUUUGUCGAUCUCUACCUGACCAGAGACCGCCACUUCCUCACCAUCAACAGUAACAGUAAAACCACCUCUGAGGUCUGGCUAGUAGACUGUAAUUGUCCUUUUCAAUCCCCUGUGCUGGUACAGCAAAGAGUGCCAGGUGCAAUUUACCAUGUUGAACACAGCAAUGGGCAUCUCUAUAUUCUGACAACUCAUGGAGAGCCUGCCGAGUACAAGUUAAUGAAGGCUUCUGUCAAUAGCUCUAUAAAACAAUGGAAGCCAAUUUAUCAAGUAAAGCCACAUUCCCGAUUGGUGGACAUGGAGAUCAUUAAAGAUCACUGCGUCAUGUUCGUGAAACGACACAAUGAGCUUCAUAUGGACGUGACUUCCUUAUCCAGCGAGAUGCUGUGCCACUCAAUGAAGCUUCCAGCAUGGGCCUGUGCAGUUCAAUUGGCAGUACACCCAGAACAAAGCACCGAUCUCCUCCAGUUUGACCUAGAGUCUCCAGUGUGUCGUCCUGUCACCUUUGCUUAUUCAGUACUAGAAAACACUUUGGCGAUAGAAGCUGAUCAUGCUAUUGGAAACAACGGGACUUGUCAAGUUAUCCAUCUGAAAGCGAAAAGCAAGGAUGGCACUUUGGUGCCAAUUACUCUUUUCUGUGAAGCGGAUGAUGGACUCACACAGAGGCCGCUUCUGGUCCAUGUGUAUGGAGCCUAUGGGAUGGAUUUGAACAUGAAUUUCAAAGCUGAGAACAAAUUGCUGGUUGAAGAUGGCUGGAUAUUGGCUUAUUGCCAUGUCAGAGGUGGCGGAGAGCUUGGCUGUAGCUGGCAUAAACAGGGGAUAUUGGAUAGAAAGUCGAAUGGCGUGCAUGAUCUACAGGCCUGUAUAAAGCACAUUCACCAACUGGGAUAUUCGCAGCCCUGUUACACAGCAAUUAUGGCUGCCAGCGCUGGAGGAGUUGUGGUUGGAGCCCUUGCCAAUUCUGAUCCUGGGCUUUUUCAAGCGAUGAUUCUGGAGGCCCCUUUUUUGGACGUUCUGAACACAAUGGUGGACACAUCGUUACCACUCACUACAGAAGAGGAGGAGGAGUGGGGCAGUCCAGCAUGUAACAUGGAAGACUACAGAUCUAUAGAAUCCUAUUGUCCUUACCAGAAUAUCAGACCACAGAGUUAUCCUUCAGUUCUGAUCACAGCUUAUGAAAAUGACCAGCGUGUUCUCCUAAGUGGAUUACUGAGCUAUGUAAAGAAACUUAGAAUGGCUGCAGAGCAUAACCUCCAAAGUUCUGAUUUGACAGAUUCUAGAACACCUAAAAUAUUACUAGACGUUCAUCCUGGUGGAAGCCAUUGUGACUCCUUGCCCUGGGAGGAAUCCUUGCAGAAGGUGGCAAUGCAUCUGUCCUUUCUACACGAGGAGCUGAACCUGAAUGAAAGUAAUCUUUCUUUCCAGAGAUAA